Trichoderma virens Gv29-8 is the source of this 713-nucleotide messenger RNA. RefSeq lists its product as uncharacterized. Lineage: Eukaryota; Fungi; Ascomycota; Sordariomycetes; Hypocreales; Hypocreaceae. The transcript has 2 exons. Gene Ontology annotation, biological process: mitophagy. Gene Ontology annotation, molecular function: mitochondrion autophagosome adaptor activity. The record is from RefSeq and is a predicted model, not a curated record. The coding region runs from base 168 to 650 and encodes 160 amino acids.
UUGAACGAUCCCAGGACGAGGCUUGGAAGCGAUUCACGGCGAUAUCCGUAGAGCACCGCGGCACGCACUUGAGACAGGACGCGGAUUGGAGCCUAGAGGCGGCAGAGUCAGGUAAACUAGUUGCAUCUUCCUUGGAGCCUCACGCAGGGCUCUUCAAUCGCCGCGCCAUGGCCUCCUCCCUCCCCACCGAGCUCGGCAGCACCAUCCAGGCCGGCCAUAUCAGAAGACAUCCGGACCCUCGACAAGACAUUGCGCCAUCUACCGCCGCCGACAAGAGCCAGUUGGUGGAUUUCCACGGUGUGCGACGGAGUGAUAUCGACAACGACGAUGACGAUAUCCCAUACAGCGUCUUGCGACCUCCAAAGAAACACUACAACCUCCCGCCCCUUCCAGACCUGCGGUUCGAGCAGAGCUAUCUCCACAGCAUCGCCAAGGCCGAUACAUGGUGGAAAGUAUUGCUCAUUACAGCUAGGGAUCAGGUAUUGAUGCCUUUGGCCCAGGGUGUCUUACUCAACUUGGUCUUGGUUGGGUGGCAGCAUUGGAACAAGAACGCUAGAGUACACGGUGACUCAAUAGGCAUUCGCCUAAGGAGAUGGUGGUAUAGCGUGAAUAAUUGGAAACUGCCCGCCCCUAAUAGGAGACGUAUGUAAUGAAACAUGGUGGUUGGUUAAAAAUGAAUGCAAAUACUCAUGCUCCAGUCUUGAGUAUGUAUU